Molecule: messenger RNA, 1818 nt
Organism: Cladophialophora psammophila CBS 110553
Lineage: Eukaryota; Fungi; Ascomycota; Eurotiomycetes; Chaetothyriales; Herpotrichiellaceae
Exons: 1
Coding region: 1-1818 (605 amino acids)
Source: RefSeq, a predicted model, not a curated record
AUGAAGAAGUCUUUCAUUGAACGAAUCUUUCCGCACCCGCCUGGAAGUAUAAGUUCACUUCCUCGCUACGAAGAUGACGUUUCAGUCUCAUCUUCACGAUCUGACGCGACCCGUCCUCGAAUUCUGCUCCAAGAUGCAACAUCCCCAUUUUCAUCGGCCGACCGGCGACGGACAGCAUCGACCUCUCCGUCCUCUCCAGCACCCCAAAAGUUGAGCUCGUCUCUGGUGCGCCACGAUGACCCCUUCCUCCCAGUAGAGAGAGCAGCCAAAUCCCUCGAGCGGACGUUCCAAAGCCUUCUCGAUGCGCAGUCAGAGGGACUCAGUGCUGGCAGCAUUGCGACGGCGGAAGUGGAUGACUCGUCUUCCGUUGGAAGCCCCACGCCCACCCCGUCCAUCCUCUCAGCAUCUACAAGAACGGGAGCGGAAACAGGACCGCGAACCCUACCGAUCCGCCAACCAAAGUCCAAAAAGAUCACACUCAGAGGCGCACGACGCGGUCUAGCAAAGUCCAUGAAGGAGUUUGCAGCUCUCAGGGAGUGGGAAUUGUCCCUGAUCGACCGAGAAAUUGUAGCCAGAGAUAACGCCCUGAAACAGGCUUCCGACCUAGGAAAUCGGAGAAAACUCCUAGAGGAUGAAAUCCACAGGAUCAAAACUGAAGAAGGUCCGGUUGGGUUACGCUCUGAGAUUGAAGCUGUGGAAGUGGAGAUCCAACGCUUAGAAACAACGCUGCUGGAACUCAGGUCCAAGCACAGAAUACUAGUGAACCAGCUUCGCGAGACUGAGAGCUCGAGGGACUCUGAGUUGAGCUCAUACAUGGAAUCAUUGGCACUGAGUGAGAACCAAGUCAAAUCGUUCCUGCGCAGACCACCGAUCCAGCAGAGCCUGAUCUCUGGACAAGAUCCGGGCGUGUACGCCUUGAAGCUAGAGAGGCGCACCCUGCAAAUGGCGCAGGAGCAGUGGACAAGCGAAGUGCAGAUGUUGGGCCAAAGAAAGGCGAGCGCCGAGAGUGAGAGGAAUGCGCUGGAAGACGGAUCGAGACUUUGGCGUGAUGUUGUAAAGCGGAUCGGUGAAUUUGAGAGGGAGCUAAAGGCGAAAACACAAGAGCUAUCUCAGUCGCAACUCCAAUGGCCUGGCGCGAAUGGAGCAGAUUAUCUUGAGGUUGCCCCGGCGGCAGAGACCGGAGAUAUGUCCAUGCACCUCGUCUUGACAAAACUCUCCACGCUAAUCUCAUCUCUCGAGGAGGAUCUUGAACUGGCCGAAUCGAAGAACUGGAAUCUCCUCAACUGUGCGAUAGGGGCUGAGCUCGCGGCUUUCCGACAAGCGCACGAUCUGCUCCAGCGGACGACUAACGUAUCAUCCGCGACAACCAGUGGUCAAUUGUGCGAUGGCGACAGUGUCAAUGGAUUCGAAGACCCGAAUCGGCCUGCACAUGACGAGGGACAGGGUGAUAAAUACACCGCGGAUUUGUUCAGGGAUGACCCGCUUCCGACCAGCAGGACGCGGAGCCCAGGCGAAAGCAGCAAUCAAAGUCUAGAAGAUACAUUGCGUCAGUUUGGGGACCCGCUCAACAAAGGCAAGCAGAAGGAAGAGGACGCUUCUGUUCGAGGCCUCGAGCUCGAUCCUUUGAGCGGCCCGAGGUGGUCACAGCCUCGUGCUCCGUCCUCCGAUUUGGAUGCCUUUGGUGGAGGAAGCGAGUGCGCCCCAAGCUCAGCACCAAUGUCGAUCCCGAACCUUCGACCGAAGCCUCCAGCUAGGACGAUGACAUCCGAAAGCGAAGACGACGAACCAGGGCCGGAGUUUCUUCUUUCCCAUUCUUGA